CUCAGACCUACCUCUUCUGUGAGACUGUGAGACUGUGAGCCUUUCUCCGAGUACCCCAUCUACAGACAACCACGAUUGCAGCGUCCGAUCUGCUUAUCGAUUCUUCUCCUUUGCUUCCAGUUCACUCACUGAUCUAUUAUUGACUACCUAACGAGCAGCGAAUUGACGACACUGGUUCGCAGGUGUCCGUGAACCACUGAUCAGAGCCCUCUCUGGUUCCUUUUCGCAACUUCCGGCUUCCCAGAAACGCACUAUCUGGACACAUCCUCAGAUAUCUGUAGAGAAACUGCUGUUUCUCAUGCUAUCGGUCCCCGGGCUGAAACCCCUGCCUCUACGCCAGUCCUCUAGCUAUCAUUCACCCACCAAUCGCUUUCAUCACCUUCUUGUUUCUAGCAUCGUAUCGCCUCUUUGCAUAUCUCCAAGAAUCGAAUACACAGCUCCCAGAGACUCCCAUAGCAAGUCACUAGUCCGAACACACCUACACGAUGUCAAAACAAGCACACCAUGACUCUAAGGAUGAUACGACCUCCCUUCCCGAUUCUGCCGAGUCUGUCCCGCAUCCUAUGUCUAUCACACCGUACAAGUUUACCAAGACAUGUCAUGCCAUCGGUCCGCGGUUCCAUAAGCGUACCAGCUUCCACAAAUUUGGAGAGCUUCCGGCGGAGAUCAGGGUCUUGAUCUGGGAAGCCGCAAUGUUACCCCGAGUUCAUGAACUACAUCCGUGCUCGAAGCUGUACAAUGAACGAAUGACCUUCCGGUCGAACAGCAGUCGAGCUCCCUCCAUCUUUCAUGUCAACUUGGAGGCCCGCUCAGUUGCUAUGAAGAACUACGAGCUGUUCGAUUAUCGACCUCCAGGUAUGCCGAAUGGCAAGGGCAUACUGCGGUUCUACUUCAAUCCCAAGAUGGAUACGCUGCUGCUCAACAGUUUGAUGGGCCUCUUCGUGAUGUUCAUGCUGUUGGAUGACGAUGUCGAAGACUAUCAUACUCUGGGUGGUCUCGGAGUCAUGAAGGGCUGGAGGUAUGUGGCAUUCGAUGCUCAAAGGGCUGAACUCGUAUCACUCCUCUCAGGAGUCGCUGGCCAUGCUCCUCAGCCUCGCUUCAAGAGCAUAUUCCCGGCUAUGAAGCAGCUGAUCAUUGCGUUCGACUACAACUCCAAAGGCAAGACACGUUUUCGUACCUCGGUCUGGCCUGGUGAGAACGGCACUUGCUUGCUGGAUAUUGAUCUCCCGCCCACGAUCAACUCGGACCGGAUUGGAAGUACUCGAGAACUACUCAAGAUGAGCGAGACCAUAUUCGGUCCCAUGCGAGAAUACCUUGAAAGCGAUUACAAGGAGGAGGCUGGUGGAAUACCGGGCAUUUCAUUUGCGAAGGUCAAGAGAAAGAAGUUCAUUAGGGGCGAUCUGAGAUAUGCGUUCAGGAAGACGUGUUCUUUCGUUGGAAUCAAGCCUAGAGGAGUGUUCAGACGUCUAUAAUAUGGCCGAGAGGGAAUUCGCCAGGAAGCUACAUUUCCAGCUGGAGUCCAUCGUAUUCCCCCCCCGUGGGAGCCGAUAUGUUCGAGGACGGUAUUGCCUUGCUGUCUUCUGGUACUACAAUUCAACAGGGAUCCUGUAUGGCGAAGAACAUGGCCUGCGGCCAUAUGGGGACAUGCAUGACCACUCACAGCCCGUUGUACGGUAUUGGGGUCUGCAUAAUCCAAAAGAUGGGUCAAGAAUAUUGAUCGUUUCCAUUCCGAUAGGCGAAGGACCCGAUGCUUUCUUACAAUAGUACAUACGCUUCAGGGCUGGUCUUGCAGCUCUGCUGGCUAGUUCUUUGAUCUUAACUGCGCGAGCUGGCAUUUUGAAAAUGAGGAUCUACUUUUCUGUAAUGAUCUCACGAAAUAGCUGAACAUAACGGAAGAAUAUGUCAAAUGUGCU
Molecule: messenger RNA, 1913 nt
Organism: Cadophora gregata
Lineage: Eukaryota; Fungi; Ascomycota; Leotiomycetes; Helotiales; Ploettnerulaceae
Exons: 2
Coding region: 486-1472 (328 amino acids)
Source: RefSeq, a predicted model, not a curated record